AAAGAACAAAAAAAUAAAAUAAAAAUACAGAACAUAAAAAAACAGUGACAAGAAGAUGAAAGAGAUCUCAAAAUCCCAUCUCAUCUGCAUCCUGUCAGGGAAAGAAAAAGAACACAGAAAAAAAAAAGACAGAGAAACGAGAGUUUGGUCAGAAAAGCGACAAUGCUGUGUUACGUCGGGAAAGCCACUAAGAUCUUCAUCUUCAUCGUCACUGUUCUCGUCGUCGUCGGUCUCGUCGUCGGCUUCGGCGUCCUCCGCCGCCGGAACAGCUCUUGCUCCGGCGAUUCCUGCUCAUCCUCCGCCUCCUCCUCCUCCUCCUCCUCAUCCCCCUUCUCAACUCCUAAUCCCGCCACCGUUUUCCCGAGCCCGAAUCCGCCUGACCUCGUGCCCUCUCCGCCGGGCCCACCGGCUCCGUCGGGUCCAAUUGCUCAGAACCCGCCAAGCCCAUCGGUCCAAAACCCUAGCUCGCCUCCUCCUCCGCAAUUCUCGCCUCCCCCGCCGGAGGCUACGACAGUCACCGCGCCUCCUCCGCCGGAUACGGGGACAACAGCCGCUCCACCUCCGCCGGAGACGGGGACAGAAGCUGCUCCGCCGCCGUUAAACCCUCCGGCCUCCGUCGUCAGCUCUCCCGGCCCUGUGGAUGCCAAGCUGGUCAACGACUAGACACUUCGUAAUUCUCGCCAUUUUUUGUUUUCAUUUCCCACUUUUGAUUUAUUGUGAUUCGUAGUGUUUUUUUUUUUUAAAUUUUGUAACGAAAUUGUGUAAUUCUUUUUUUUUUUAAAAAAAAAAUAUUUGUAA
Molecule: messenger RNA, 798 nt
Organism: Tarenaya hassleriana
Lineage: Eukaryota; Viridiplantae; Streptophyta; Magnoliopsida; Brassicales; Cleomaceae
Product: pollen-specific leucine-rich repeat extensin-like protein 3
Exons: 1
Coding region: 163-663 (166 amino acids)
Source: RefSeq, a predicted model, not a curated record